Molecule: messenger RNA, 1888 nt
Organism: Bactrocera latifrons
Lineage: Eukaryota; Metazoa; Arthropoda; Insecta; Diptera; Tephritidae
Product: putative inorganic phosphate cotransporter
Exons: 5
Coding region: 434-1810 (458 amino acids)
Biological process (GO): monoatomic anion transport; transmembrane transport
Cellular component (GO): plasma membrane
Molecular function (GO): transmembrane transporter activity
Source: RefSeq, a predicted model, not a curated record
CAUUGCCUUUUCAAUUCACUUUUUAUGCAACACAACUGCGUUYAGUUGCGGCAGAAGUUGCAGCAUCUAAAAAUAAAUCGUUGCUGCUAGUGAAUUUGUGCGUUAAGUCUUUUCAUGUUGCCUUGCAGUUACUCAAGCUUUGGACUGACUGUAGAACGAUCACGUCGAACUGGUUUCCCCACAAGUGUUAAGCAAGUGAAGAUAACAACAAAGCGCUUAUUUGUGGCAGUUAGCGGCGACUGGCAUAACAGUUUGGUGUUGCAAAUUUGUGUGUAGUUUCAAAGAACUUUUAUUUAGAAUUAUGUUGAAGAAUAUUUUAUUAAGAACCUGAUAUAAUUGCAAAAUGGUGACAAAAUCGUUCGACUUAAUUCAAAAUGGCAAGUGAAAAGUUGUGGGCUUCAUAAUACCUGCGCGCUAUAUCCAAGUGCUGUUGAUGUUCACCGCAAUCCUAUUGGUAUUCUAUCAGCGGGUCAAUUUGUCCGUUGCCAUUGUUGUGCUUAACAAAUUAAAUGGAACAACAGGCACCACUCAACCACAAUUUGACUACKCAUCUUUAACACCACACCAGCGCUCCAGCAUGUUGGGCAGCGUAUUUUGGGGCACCUUCUCAGUACAACUACUCAGCGGCUACUUGAGUAGUCAUUACGGCACAGUCAAGCUGCUGCUAUGCUGCGUGCUUGGUUCCUCACUCAUUAGUAUGGGUCUGCCUUAUGUGCUCAUCUACUGCGGUUACGAAGCAUUUAUAGCGUUCCGCGUGCUGCAAGGCUGUACGCAGGGAAUUGUUUUUCCCGCCGUCUAUGGACAUCUCGCCAAAUGGUGUCCACUGAAAGAACGCAGUCUGCUGGGUGGCGURUCGCAAUCGGGCUUGGAUAUGGGUAUGGCAUUGGGYUUCUUAUGUAGCGGUUUGCUGGCASUGACAUCGCUUGGUUGGAUGGCGAUAUUUUAUGUGCCCGGUGUAGCUGGUGUGAUKUGGUCGGCGUUGUGGCUGGCGUUCGCUGCAGAGUCACCUGAGAAGUGCCAUUAUAUUUCACAUAAGGAACGUACACUCAUCAGUGAAGUCGGCGUAGCUGCUAUGAUCACCAAACGCAAUGCGCCAAUACCUUGGUGUGCCAUUUUGACUUCRGUGCCUUAUCUAGUCUUAGUCUUAGUCAAGUUAAGUCAUGGUUUGAGYAUCUUCACGCUGAUGCAACAAAUACCAUUAUACAUUAACGGUCUCUACGACUAUGAGAUACAUGUGAAUGCCAUGCUCUCGUCGCUGCCAUUUUUCCUCAUGUUCGUGACGUCACACUUGGUUUCCUACACCGCUCACUAUUUGCUUGUCGUCCGCAAGUGUUCACUGGCUUUGGUGCGCAAGUCCAUGAACACCCUUUCGACAUGGGUGCCUGCCGUUGCCUUCGUCGCGAUGACGCUGCUAAGCAAGGAGCUUGUUUCGGCAAAUAUUGCUUGCUUGAUUGUCGCUGUGACCACUUAUGCGGCGGCUGCAGUGGGCAGUUCGCUAAAUCACAUUGAUCUCUCGCCGAAUUUUGGUGGCAUGUUGGUGGGUAUGACAAAUAUGGUCAUGACAGGCAUGGGUGUGAUCUCCCCAAUCGCUGUCGCAGAGAUCGUUAAGGAUGAGAACGAUCGCUCACAGUGGAACAUAAUUUUUCUGAUAAUCGCUGCUUUAUUGUUUUUGGGAAACCUGCUUUAUUUACUUUUUGGGAAAAUGGUGGCACAACCAUGGGACAAAAUCGAAAGCAUGGAUAAUAGGGCUGCAGACAAUAAUACAGUAGCGUCAUUUGAAGUUGACACAAUUCGGAAUAUUGUAAAAUAAAUUGCAACUUUUUGAAUAUAUAAUACUGUUAUAUGUUAAUGUUUUCACUCCUUAAUACAAAAACACCUAUUUUCUUUC